Messenger RNA from Myxocyprinus asiaticus (Chinese sucker), 3762 nucleotides. Its product is annotated as YTH domain-containing family protein 1-like. The transcript has 6 exons. Lineage: Eukaryota; Metazoa; Chordata; Actinopteri; Cypriniformes; Catostomidae. Bases 376 to 2214 code for a protein of 612 amino acids. Gene Ontology annotation, cellular component: cytoplasm. Gene Ontology annotation, biological process: mRNA destabilization. Gene Ontology annotation, molecular function: N6-methyladenosine-containing RNA reader activity; mRNA binding. The record is from RefSeq and is a predicted model, not a curated record.
GCCAUUGGGCGGAAGUGAACAGAGGUGCAAAAUAACUGCGGGCUUGGAGGAGGAAAAAAAGAAAUAAAAAAAUACAUAUAUGCACUUAAAAAAAUUACACACACACCGUGUGACAGCAUUGGAUUUAAAAAAAAAAAAAAAAACGAAGAGCCUCUGAUACGGGCAGAAACAUCUUCAGGCUGGACUUUUAGUGCGCCCGAGAGGACCAGAUCACCGGAAUCAAGUCGUGGAACUUGCUGAAAAAAAGCGCAGUUCAGCUUGUACGGAGCCGAGAGGAACCCACUGGCUUCGGGUUAAACCCAGCACCCCCGCCACUGCUGCUGCUUUUUCUUUUUAAGACUCCUGCUGAAUUUAAAGGGACUCUCUUGAUGAAUUAUGUCUACAACCGGUAUUGACCCACAGACAUCGAAAGGGCAAGACGGUAAAGUGCAAAAUGGCUCUCUCCAUCAAAAGGAAACAGUCCACGACAAUGACUUUGAACCAUACCUCACCGGCCAGUCUAAUCCGAAUAACAGUUACCAAUCUAUGACUGACCCAUACCUGUCCAGCUACUAUGCCCCCUCCAUUGGGUUCCCAUACCCUCUCAGCGAGGCCCCCUGGUCCACGGGCGGAGACCCGCCAAUCCCAUACCUCACACCAUAUGCCCCCCUCAGCAAUGGAGACCACCACUUCAUGCAUGACACUGUGUUUGGACAGCCGGGAGGUCUAGGUAGUAGCAUCUAUCCCCACCGUUUUAACUUUUUUCCAGAGAACCCUGCAUUUUCUGCCUGGGGUACUAGCGGUUCCCAGGGCCAACAGACUCAGAGCUCUGCAUAUGGGGGCAGUUACAGUUACCCGCCCAGUUCUCUUGGAGGCACCCUGGUGCCGGACGGGCAAACAGGCUUCCCUAAUGACACACUGAACAAAGCACCAGGUAUGAACAGCUUGGAGCAGGGCAUGGUGGGGCUAAAGAUUGGUGGUGAUGUGACAGGAGGUGGAUCAGGAGUGAAAACGGUGGGCUCAGUUAUUGGUGGAGGGCCAGUGGCUGCAGCAGUGGCCACUGGUAAUGGUGGAACACCUAUAGGCAUGCCACCCCCCAAACCCACAUCCUGGGCAGCCAUCGCUAGCAAGCCAGCCAAGCCUCAGCAGCUGAAGGUGAAGAGUAAGCCAGGGAUGCCCAUGGCUGGAGGCACCCUGCCCCCGCCACCCAUCAAACAUAACAUGGACAUUGGCACUUGGGACAAUAAGGGGCCUGUGACUAAAGUGGCCUCCCCACUGCCCCCCCACCACCAGCAGCAGCCUCCCCUCCACUCCCAGGGUCACCUACCACCUCACCAUCACGGGCUCCCACCCCCACCUCAGCCUCCCAUGCCAGCUGCCCAAUCACUUGCCCAGCAGAUGGCUAUGCAGGGCCCGCCCACUCCACAUUCUUACCAUAACCACACCCCAGCUCCUCCCCCUCAAACCCGAUGGGUUGCCCCACGCAACCGUAACCCUGGUUACGGCGGUGGUGGCAGCAUGGACAGUAGUGGCUCCUCAAGUGGUGGAGGGGUAGGUAACGGCGGCGGAGGUGGUCCUCCAGGCUCCGGUAUCAUUGAGUCCCACCCGGUCCUGGAAAAGCUCCGUGCAGCGCACAGCUACAACCCCAAGGAAUUUGAUUGGAACCUGAAAAAUGGUCGGGUAUUCAUUAUUAAGAGUUACUCGGAGGACGACAUCCACCGCUCCAUCAAGUACUCCAUCUGGUGCAGCACGGAACAUGGUAACAAACGGCUGGAUUCUGCUUUUCGUGCGAUCAACGGCAAAGGUCCCGUCUAUCUGCUGUUCAGUGUUAACGGCAGCGGACACUUCUGUGGCGUGGCGGAGAUGCGCUCGCCUGUAGACUACGGCACCAGCGCCGGCGUUUGGGCACAGGACAAGUGGAAGGGCAAAUUUGAUGUGGACUGGCUGUUUGUUAAAGACGUGCCCAAUAGCCAGCUCAGGCAUAUCCGACUGGAGAACAAUGACAACAAGCCCGUGACAAACUCCCGUGACACACAAGAGGUGCCUCUGGAGAAGGCCAAGCAGGUCCUGAAGAUCAUCGCCACCUACAAACAUACCACCUCCAUCUUCGAUGACUUCUCACACUAUGAGAAACGUCAGGAGGAGGAAGAGGUGGUAAGAAAGACCAUAGAGCCUGUUCCUCUCCAGAACCGAUCCCGUCUGGAUCAAGAACGCCAGAACCGAAGUAAAGAAUAGAAGGCUGCCCCCUAUAGCUGAUGAACAGUUGUUUUAGGACUGACCAUUUGAAAAUUAAAUUUAAAAGGACACAAUAUGAAAUUUAAACAAAUAAACAAUCAUUGUUUUUCUAUUUAAUUCUGGUGACUUCAGCCAGCGUCAGACUCGAGCCUCUGCGCAUUUGGCUUCACCUGUGGGGGCUGAAGUCGGUUAGAGCCUCUUAGUCACGUCACUUUGAUUUUUCUUUCUUUUCUUUUCUAUCAUUUGGCAUUGUUUUCAUACACCUCCCUCCCCCCUUUGACCAACCAAUAUCUGGCACAAGGUUUUUUUUUUUUUUUUUUCUCAGCCACAGUGCUCCUCAUUUUUGCCCUUCAGAGGUGGUUAACUGAAAUGAGUGGGUUUUGAAUGUUGUGAUAUGUGUGUGUAUCAGGCAGGGUGAGUGCAUGUCAGAUGGACAGUUGAGGGGACAUGUUCAGACUCCUCUCGGGUCGAGGGGGAGGGGGUAUCUCCAGCAUCAUUAACUGUAAUGGGCCAGUUUUAUGUUCUGUAGAUCCAGAGGGUGUUUGAACCCAUUCAUGGAGUAUCGUGUAACUGCGUAGAAGGGACAAUGAAAUGUGUCUUGACAUGAUGAGAUGAUGCUAUAAAAAAAAAAAAAACUAUAUUUUUGAAUUAUGUAACACUUGACUUUCUUUGUUUAGUGACGAGCCACGUAUGUCACGAUUCUUGGAACUUUUUUUUUUUUUUCUUUCUGUUUUUCCUGCUUGGAGCCUUAACAUUUUAAAGCUACGGUGUCAUCAAAACUGUUUAAUAAUGGCUGUUCUAUACCUCAAUUGAAACAGCAUUAUCAGGGAGAAGACAUCCCAUGUGUCCUUACCCAAGGGAAGUCGACAUUGUCACUGACUGGACUAACAAAAAUGUAAAACUAAUGUUUUAGUUACGGUUCAGAGCCCAGUGCUCAGACUCUGUUCACAUACCUACUUGUUAAAAGAGCAGAAAUGUUACUACUUACUGUUCCAAACCCCGCCCAGCAGAGGUCGCUGUUUCUUUAAGCCAAUCUGAGAGAUGUAGCAAUUCACUGCUUUCAUUUGUAAACACUUUAGAUGCAUCACCUUUUUUUUUGUUCCUUGUUCUUUCUUAACAGAUUUCAUUUUAUCACCUUUUUUCCUCCCCCAUUUUCUCAGUAUAUUGCUAAGCUUUAACGUAGGAUCAUAUAAUUAUAACAAUAAUGAAGAACGCCUCAAAACGUGUAACCUGAAAAUUAAUGUUACUGAUUUACUGUUAAAAGUAAGAGAAAAAAAAAAAAAAAAGAGUAUAUGGUUUCUGUGCGUGAUUUUCUAGGAUCUGCUUGCUGUUUUGUGUGUUUGUGUGUGGGAGAGUGGAAUUGAACCAUGUGAGGGUUUCAGAUUUCUAUAGUCAUAUAACAAAAGAUUCAUGAAAAUAUAUGAAAUACUAAAAAUAUUAAAAAAGACAAACAUUUAAGUCACCCCUGAAAUGAAUAUGCAUUGUAUUGGAAGGUCACUAUCUAUCACGUUCUUAGAUUUGAUCAUUAAAAUAAUACUAUCUGGUGUA